Molecule: messenger RNA, 642 nt
Organism: Pelmatolapia mariae (spotted tilapia)
Lineage: Eukaryota; Metazoa; Chordata; Actinopteri; Cichliformes; Cichlidae
Product: ras-related protein ORAB-1-like
Exons: 6
Coding region: 1-642 (213 amino acids)
Biological process (GO): vesicle-mediated transport
Molecular function (GO): GTP binding; GTPase activity
Source: RefSeq, a predicted model, not a curated record
AUGAGUAAAUACAGUUUUGACUACUUGUUCAAGCUUCUUCUCAUCGGUGACUCUGGAGUUGGAAAGUCAUGCCUGCUGCUGCGCUUUGCGGAUGACACCUACACCGAAAGCUACAUCUCUACCAUAGGGGUCGACUUCAAGAUCAGGACCAUUGACAUGGAUGGGAAAACUGUCAAGCUACAGAUUUGGGACACAGCAGGUCAAGAGAGGUUUCGAACCAUCACCUCCAGCUACUACAGAGGAGCUCACGGCAUCAUCAUUGUGUAUGAUGUCACUGAGCAGGAAUCCUUUAACAAUGUGAAGCAGUGGCUGGAUGAAAUAGAUCGUUACGCCUGUGAAAACGUCUCCAGGCUGCUGGUGGGAAAUAAGUCUGACCUCGUUAGUAAGAAAGUGGUGGAUGUUGCCACUGCUCAGGACCUGGCUUCGUCCCUGAAGAUCCCGUUCUUGGAGACUAGUGCGAAGAGCUCUGAUAACGUGGAGAGGGCGUUCCUUACCAUGGCCUCUGAGAUCCACAAACGUCUGGCCAGUGAAGGAGGAGGCAUGGAGGGCGAGUCAGCAGAGGCCAGGACCGCUAAGAUCAACAGUGCUCCCCUGUGGCUGGGAGGGGAAAAACAGACACAGGAGGCCAAUAACUGCUGCUGA